CAAGAGGGGCGGAAAAGGAUCGGAGGGAAUAAAAGUGCCGGAGGAAAGCGCCUGGCUCAGAAAAAGCAGCGGAGGCUGAAGCCAGCGCCUAGGUCGGAUCUGCGCCCAUUCAUUCGCGCUCAGCCCGAGCCCGGAUUGGUCGGCUGCCUGGUCACGCUGGGCAAACUUUUCCCAACUUUUCCUCGCCUUGUCUUAUUCCACAUCGGAGCGCUUCCCCUCCUCCUUGGGCAAGGACUUAGCUGGCGGAGAAAGGCAAGAAAGAGCUGAGCUUCUCCCCUCCUCUUUCUGGCCGAGCGGAGCAGGAGCCCGGCGGAGGCUGCGCCUGGAUCCCCUGCUCUCCCUCCAUUCUUAGCCGAAGGAAGGCUCCUCGUUUCUCGGCUCCAAGCAGCCCGGUCCCGGCGCCAUGCAGAACUACAAGUACGACAAGGCGAUCGUGCCGGAGUCCAAGAACGGAGGCAGCCCCGCGCUCAACAACAACCCCAGCAAGAGCCCCAGCAAGAAGGCGCUGCUCAUUUGCCUCGACCUCUUCUGCCUCUUCAUGGCUGGACUGCCAUUCCUGAUCAUAGAAACAAGCACAAUUGCACCCUACCGCCGGGGAUUUUACUGUGAUGAUGAAAGCAUCCGCUACCCUGUGAAAACUGGAGAAACCAUCAAUGAUGCUGUCCUUUGUGCCGCGGGCAUUCUUAUAGCCAUACUUGCUAUUAUCAUAGGGGAAUUCUAUCGGAUCCACUGCUUGAAGGAGAAGUCCCGAUCUUUCAUCCAGAACCCCUAUGUGGCAGCUCUGUACAAGCAAGUGGGUUGUUUCGCCUUCGGUUGUGCCAUUAGCCAAUCUUUCACAGAUAUAGCCAAAGUGUCUAUUGGACGCUUGAGGCCCAAUUUCAUUGCUGUUUGUGAACCCAAUUUUACCAAAAUCAACUGUUCCCAAGGGUAUAUCGAGGACUAUGACUGCCUUAAUCCUGAUGAAAAUAAAGUCCAGGAAGCCAGGAAAUCAUUUUUCUCUGGUCAUGCCUCCUUUUCCCUGUAUACCAUGCUUUAUUUGGUGCUAUAUCUGCAAGCCAGGUUCACUUGGAGAGGAGCUCGACUGCUGCGUCCCCUGCUCCAAUUUACGCUGAUUAUGAUGGCAUUUUAUACAGGACUUUCUCGUGUGUCUGAUCACAAACAUCAUCCAACAGAUGUACUGGCAGGCUUCACACAAGGGGCCCUGGUGGCUUAUUGCAUAGUGUUCUACGUUUCAGACCUCUUCAAGCCGAAAGCAAAGACUUCCCAACCUCCUCCUCCAAUCCGGAAGGAGAUACUUUCACCUGUGGAUAUUAUUGACCGGAACAACCAUCACAACAUGGUGUAGAAAUUUGAAAAUGUUUUUAAAUGUUUUUUGUUUUAUUUUUUUGCAAAAUGACUGCUGACAGCAACUACCUGCUGCUCUCAAUCUCAUCAGACAGUAGAAUGUAGGGAGAGACUCUUGCCUGACCAGUAAGGUCUUACUCUGUGGCCUUUCUAUUCUUACAACAUUUGCAUAAAAUAGAUGUUGUCCAACUAAGUCAAAGGCAACUGUUCCGAAAUGAAUCAAAACAUGAUGCAAGGAUUCUAUAUGUGCAAUUGGCUGAGUGUUCAUGUUGUAGUGAAUGCUGAUUUGUUCAUAGCUUAAUGGUUACUAGGAAAUGGGCCAUCUCUGUUUUUAAUUCAAUUUCUGUUAAAAGAGGCAGGUGGGAGCAGGACAUGUUCACCAACUAAAUUAUAGCACUAUCUAGAAGAAUAUAAGCACUGACUGAUGAAUUGCAAUCACUUUCUAAGGGGUAUCUUCUUAUUUUAUUGGUUUUCUGUGACUCCAUUCCAUACUGUGACUUAUGUUUGGUUUAGAAGAAGCACACUAGGAAAAAUGGUGGAAAGGUAUCCUUUCCUGCUGUAAACAAAACCUUUCUUUGCCUAAUAAGGCAUUAUGCAUUAACUGAUCCCACUUUGUAAAUUGAUCUCCGCUUUCUUCACAAUAACCUUGACCAUAAGGGUCAUUUCAUCUUUGUUUUCUAUCCAGUUUUUCCUCUUUAGUUAUAUGGCAUUUUCCAUACCUCUAUAGUAUUUACUAAUUUGAAGAGCUGGCUGGGUUUGUUAAUUCUUCAAGUUGUAGGGAACCCCCAUCUAGAAAAAUCUCCUCCUUUACUUCUGUUGACCCAGGCAAAUCUCAAGAAGUGUUUUCUGAAUGGUCACUAAAUUGUGGAAUCACAACAUAUUAUCUUGUUUGCAGCCAGUCUUGUUAAAUGUUUGUCAGCCCUGUGGGCUCUGAGGUUGAGACUCAGAACAUCAACCCUUCAACUAUGAGGCGGACUGCUGGGCAGGACCGUUAUAUCCUGAGAUACUGUUACAUCUCUCUCUCUCUCUCUUCCAUUUUUCACAACCUGAAAAAAGGGAUUAUUCUUAUAUACUCAUUAGGAUUCGGCCUUCCAGUCUGGUGUGCUCUAGAGGUGUUGGUGUAUAAUUCCCAUCAUGCCUAAUCCACAUGAACAAUCACUAUGAAGAUUUGGAAUGAUGGAAAUUCUAAUUCAACACAACUGAAAACCACUGGAUUAGAGAAGACUGCAAUGGACAGUAGGCUAAAUUCUGCUCUAAACAACAUCAAGGGCAUGCAAAGAAGGCAAAUGAGCAAAUGUAGUUCUUUCAGAUGUUUUCAGAGAGAAUUAAAAAAGAGGCUUUUAAAUAUUUUUAAGAACAAGAACUGAUAAUAAUAGCCAAGCAGACUGGCGUUUGCACAUUUUAUCAUGCAAAAUCCGUCCUAUCAUUUCAAUUCUAGCAAGCUAUGAUUUUUUUAUAAAUAUAUAAAUAUAUAUAAAUAUUAUAUAAAUAAUGUAUAAAACAUUAAAAAUUAACUAUGUAAAAUAUUAUUUCUGAAACAAUUUUAGAUAUAUCCACUAUGAUUAUAAACUGUGUUUUGACCUGUGUUAUUUACAUUUUGCUGCUUAAACAAAAAAAAAGCAUUGACUUAAUUUUUAUAGUCGACUAAAAUAUUGUAGUUCUGUGGUAGCAAUAUUUUAAUGAAAAUAACAAACUAAAGACAAUUGUAUAAAAUCAUAUUAAAUUGUCUGUAUUUUUGUAAUGUUUCUGUUUUUGUACAAAGAGGAAUACACAAGACUUUUUGUAGAUUACAAGAAUUAAAAAUUGUAUUUGCAAAAAUUUUGCUGUAUAAAUGUGCUUUAUAAAUAAAUGUUUCAGGCACCAUUAA
Molecule: messenger RNA, 3211 nt
Organism: Anolis carolinensis (green anole)
Lineage: Eukaryota; Metazoa; Chordata; Lepidosauria; Squamata; Anolidae
Gene: plpp3
Product: phospholipid phosphatase 3
Exons: 6
Coding region: 404-1345 (313 amino acids)
Biological process (GO): phospholipid dephosphorylation; signal transduction; phospholipid metabolic process
Cellular component (GO): plasma membrane
Molecular function (GO): phosphatidate phosphatase activity; sphingosine-1-phosphate phosphatase activity
Source: RefSeq, a predicted model, not a curated record